Dermacentor albipictus is the source of this 861-nucleotide messenger RNA. It is a transcript of the gene MED18, whose product is annotated as mediator complex subunit 18. The record is from RefSeq and is a predicted model, not a curated record. Lineage: Eukaryota; Metazoa; Arthropoda; Arachnida; Ixodida; Ixodidae. Gene Ontology annotation, molecular function: transcription coregulator activity. Gene Ontology annotation, cellular component: core mediator complex; mediator complex. Gene Ontology annotation, biological process: termination of RNA polymerase II transcription; regulation of transcription by RNA polymerase II.
CCAAGUUAGUGGCGAACAUGGCGGACAUGAUGGCGGCAAAGUUUGUUGUCUGAAUAAAGUGAUGUGCUCAGCAAGCCUCCAUUAACGAAAAAGUGCAUUCGGACAGCUCUUUCACUCGACCAAAUUAACGCCUGAUUUGCCGAAUAUGGAAGGCACACCACCCGCUGUUCGCCGUGGUCUCGUGCCUCUGCAAGAGUACCUGUUGCAGGGUAGCAUUAUGGACGGCGCCUGCGAAGUGCUUCUCCACAGGCUUCGAGGACUCUGCGACAACUCGGACUCGCCGAUCGAAACGUUUCAGGACUACGAAAUGGUUUUUCAGAUUAGAGGUCCCACAGGAACACCGCUCUCUGUGAGAGCAAGACAAUCACUUGAUAGCCCACAAAUGCCAUGGCAUCUACGCUACUUGGGGCAACCAGAAGUUGGUGACAAAAGCAGACACACUGUUGUGAGAAGCUGUAUAGAUGUCAGCACAUCCAACAAUGUUGUGAACUUUCUCAAUGAGAUGGGUUUUCGGUUAGAUUUUGAAUUUGUGCUGAAAGGACAUAUGUUCCAAAAGGGACGCAUGAAAGUCAUCGUUGCCAAGGUGUUCCGACUGAUUCAGCAAGGGAACCCUGAGAGCAUAGAACCAGUCUCAAACUCCCACAUCAUCGAGCUGAGUGUUCUAGCCCCAACAGGGCAGGAAUCAUUGGGCGAUGAGAUGAAGGCAUUUGCAGACCAGCUGAAACCCCUUGUGGAGUUGGAGAAGAUUGAUCACACAAGACUUCAACAUAUUUAACACCGGUGAUUGAAGCCUACAGCUAUUCUCACUACCCUGUACAUAGACUUUCAUGUGCAUAAUAAACUUUUACAUUGUUUGCUGUA